Molecule: messenger RNA, 944 nt
Organism: Camellia sinensis
Lineage: Eukaryota; Viridiplantae; Streptophyta; Magnoliopsida; Ericales; Theaceae
Source: RefSeq, a predicted model, not a curated record
AUGUCUUCAAUGGCAUCACCAACUCUUCCAGCAAAUCUUGGUCUCUUGAUUUCUAAUCUCUCUUCUUUCGUCAAUGUAAAGCUUGAUUCAACGAAUUUCAUAAUCUGGAAAACACAGCUACAGAAUAUACUCAGAGCAACUGAUCUUCUUGAUAUUCUUGAUGGAUCAUCUUCAUGUCCUUCUCCUUUUGUUCGUGAUUCAACUGGAAAAGAAAUACCUAAUCCUGAGUUUUCUAAAUGGAAGAUGAUUGAUAAUCAUCUUCUCAGCUGUGUCACUGCUACUCUUUCACAGUCUAUUUCCACUUCUGUUCUUCAUCUCAAAACAAGCUCUGAGAUUCAUGUUGAUUUUGUUGAAUUUGUUCUUAAGAAAUUUGUGUAUGUGUGUAUAUGGGCUGAGGAUUGGGACUAUAACAAAAUUGUUAUUUGCAACAGACUUGUUGAGUUCAGGUGUCAAAUAGCAGUCCAUCAAGAGUGCUAUGGAGCAAACAAUAUUCAGGAUUUUACAUCAUGGGUUUGCAGAGCAUGCAAAACUCCUAAUGUUGAGAGGGAGUGUUGUCUCUGCCCUGUUAAAGGGGGAGCUUUGAAGCCAACUGAUGUUGACUCGCUGUGGGUCCAUGUCACAUGUGCUUGGUUCCGGCCUGAAGUUGCUUUUGUAUAUGUUGAGAAGAUGGAGCCUGCAGUUGGACUUCUUAGAAUUCCAUCACAUUCUUUUGUAAAGGUGCAGCCAUGUGUUAUUUGCAAGCAGACUCAUGGUUCUUGCACUCAGUGUUACAAGUGUGCCACUUCUUUUCAUUCAAUGUGUGCAUUGAGAGCAGGAUAUCGCAUGGAAGUAAGUUUGCCAUGUUUCUUUUUCUAUUAUGAACAAAUAAUUUUGAGAAACUACACUAUUUUUAUAGGCUACUUAAGCUAAUGAAAUUAUUAUUUGGAGUUCAGAAUGGUUUACAA